AUGGAAUCACCACCCAAGAGAAUGACGCGUGCGCGCGCCGCGGCCAAGGCCAGCGAGCCCACCGUUAAGACGACCAAGAUCAUCACAGCCGCUGCGCGGGCAAAGAGCACAGCAACGGCCGGCACAAAAAGCACCGCCGCUAAGAGGAAAACAAGGGCAGAUGAGCACGAAGAUGAUGAACAAGAAGCCCAACGCGAAGUCCCCGCACCGAGGCGGCCGCGAGGCCGACCGAAGAAGGUGGAGGACCCUGCAGAAGCUGAGGCGCCCGCAAAGCCCACGCGUGCCCGAGUCACAAAGCAGGCCGCCACAGCAGCUCCUCCUAAGGAUGAUCCCGCACCAGUCAAAGCAACGCGAGGACGGCCUAGGAAAGCGGCCGCAGCCUCAACCGAGGAGCAGGCCGCUGAACCAGCCAAGAAGACAACCACCAGAGUCCGAACCACUGCAACAUCAAGACCAACCGCGGCAGCGAAGCCCGUGGUAAAGAAGAGUGUCAAGUUCCAGGAACCCGACAAGGAGAACAUCCAGCCAGCCAUCGAAGCCAAGGAGCCCGUUCGUGGCGGGCUCCGUGGCCGACCAGCCAAGCGCGGUGCGGCCGGCGGCACCCGAACCACCAGAGCCGCGGUAAGAACCGCCACGACAGACCAAAAGCCCCUGAGCCCUAAGAAGAUGACCCAGAUGCCCGUUUCCAAGGACGACUCCGAAGAUGAGCUUGCAGGCGAACCGACCCCUGUCAAGCCAUUGAUGAGAAACCCUAUCAAACCACCAACCAACACCAUCAACAAGAGCCAACCAGCAUUGUCUGAGGAGCAAACCGAACCGACUAUCGAUGCCGACACCGUGCUGAACCCUCCAGACCUGGGCACAUCAGUCCUGGCCUCUCCUGCGAGGAGGAUGGUCUCCUCCUCAUUCAAGGACACCAUGAGAUCCCCCGCUCGACGAAUUGGCCCCGUGCCACUACCAGGCUCUGCCUUGAAACCAGUCGGGGGCCUCACUGGACAGACUGGAAACGCCUCUCCAUUCAAGGCAUCCCUUCUGCAGUCGGCUGCCAAGCGACCACCGUCUCCCAUCAAGAGCCUAAGCUUCGGAAACCCUCCGAACUCUCAACAACCCCAGUCAGCGAUGAAGGCCUCGCUACUUCAAUCACCCGCAAAGCGAUCCUUUCCCGGCAUGGUGCCUCUCACCGAGCCUCGACAACGGGAUGAGACUGCUCUGGGCACUUCCCCAGCUAUGAAGCCUCUCGUAUUGUCGGGCCUCACCCCCGCCAAUCUGAAUCGGCCUUCAGCCAAGCUCAUGAUGGAGGAUCAGCCUGGAGAGAAUGUGAAUGAUCUCGAAGAUGACCCCUUCACGGAGCCCAUGGAGAGCUUACAGUUCCCCGGUCGACUGUCUGCUGUCCUACCCCGCCAUGCGGACCCAGUUUUGAAGAAGGACAUGGGUAUUGUUGAUGAGCCUGAAAUACAGUUGGAUGAAGCUCCCGAUGCUGUGGAUAUGGUCGAGGAUGCACACGUCGAUGUUGCAGAAGUUGAAGAGCCCAUUGAAGAGAUUGCUGAGCUUGUUCACGAUGCCGAUGACGAGAUGGCCGUUGAUGAAUUGGCCGCUGAAGAGGAGGAGGCUGAGGAGCCCGCAUCUGCUAGCUCUAGCCCAUCUCAAUCCCCCGUUCAGGCUGAGAACCCUGUUUUCCAGCUUAGGGAGAAGGACUUGGAUCCAUAUGAUAGUCUGGACUCGGAAUCCGAAGACGAUAUGGAGCUCCGCGUCAAGGCAGUCCCGACUACCCCCACUCCUUUCGCCCACAAGACCCCCAAGACCCAGGGAACUGGUCGAAGCCAAGCCAAGGCAUCUCGACAGUCCCUCGGAGGUUUCACCGCUCUGGCCGAGCGAUUUGGUUCCUGGUCCGCCGCAAGCCCCAUCAAGAUGGCUCCCCUGGCUUCUGCUGAGGCGGCAGAGCCAGUUUCUACACAGUCAUCUACCCCGGCUUCUCACCACUUCUUUGAGGAUGAGAUGUCCGUCCGCCCUGAUCUCAACACAGAGGCUCUGCUUGAGAGCCAAGCAGCUGAGGUAGAGGAGCCUUCUUUCGAUGAUAUCAUGGUCACUGAGGAGGAUGUCGCUCUGGCCCAUGAGGCCAAUGAGAUGUCCCUGUUGGAGCCUGAAAUCCUUGAAGAGGUUGCCAACACGGAUACCUUUGACGACACCCUCUCCGAGGCAAGCCAGGAGUACGGGGAUGAAAACCAGUUUCCUGUGGAUCCCGCCAUUGUCAACUCACACUCCGCCGUCCUCAUGACCCCUGUUCGUCCAGUUAUGAAGGCCUUCAACACGACCACCAAGGUUCCGCUAAAGCCUGCGGAUGACUCUACCCCCAGCCCUCUCAAGAAGCGCUGCUUCACUGCGUCUCGCAUUGCUCCCAAGCGUCCUACUGGAUCCAACCGGAGUGCCAGCGUCAUUUCGUACUCUCCCAUGAAGGAGAGCAAGAGUCUUCCGGUCACCAAUGUCGAGCUUGCUCCUGCCACGCCUGGUCCCGUCACCCCGUCCAAGUCUGACCUCUGGUCAUCGAUUGGUACGCCUGCGCGUACUCCUCGACGGGAUGUCGACCCUGCCUUGCUUCGCGGUGCCGUCGUGUUCGUGGACGUGCACACUAGUGAGGGCGCAGACGCCAGCAGCAUUUUCGUGGAGCUCCUCACUCAGAUGGGAGCCAAGUGCAUGAAGACGUGGACCUGGAGCCCCAGUGGCUCUGGUGAGGUGUCAUCCAGUAAGGUUGGAAUCACGCACGUCGUCUUCAAGGAUGGCGGUAAGCGGACCCUAGAGAAGGUCCGCCAAACCAACGGCGUCGUCCAGUGUGUCGGCGUCAGCUGGGUGCUUGACUGUGAGAGAGAGAAUGAGUGGCUCGAGGAAGCCCCCUUCUACAUCGACACCAAGGUCGUCCCUCGUGGCGGUGCUCGCCGUCGCAAGAGCAUGGAGCCUAAGGCUCUGGCCAACAUGAACGGCACACUUGUCAGCAGCCCUGUCAAGGGUUCUCGGACUCCCAGCACUCCCAUCACUUCCAAGAACCGACGUGAGAGCGCCACUUGGAUGUACACACCCUCUGAGCAGGCCGAUGACGACCUGGAUGAGGAGGAGGACCACGAUUGGUCCAAUUUGAUGCUCACUCCCGUCCCCAAGACUCCUGCCCCGGAUGCGGUUGCUCGUUAUGCGGCUAACCUUGAGCCCGGGACGCCCUCGGAUGAUGAGGAAGAUGACGAUCUGGACUACUCUCCUACUAAGGAGAACCUGCUUAUGCGGACAUGCCCACCUAAGCAAAACCCCUUCCGCGAGAUGGGCGCGGGUAUCCUGAGCAAGGAUAAGGAUGAGCAGGUGCUCAUGAGGCUUAUGGCCGCCCGCCGCAAGAGCCUGCAGUUUGCCCCCAAGAUUGGCAGUCCGCUGGCUCGGGCUUGGCAGUAG
Ilyonectria robusta is the source of this 3429-nucleotide messenger RNA. RefSeq lists its product as uncharacterized. The record is from RefSeq and is a predicted model, not a curated record. The transcript has 2 exons. NCBI's taxonomy places the organism in Eukaryota, Fungi, Ascomycota, Sordariomycetes, Hypocreales, Nectriaceae. Gene Ontology annotation, biological process: regulation of DNA-templated transcription; mitotic cell cycle. Bases 1 to 3429 code for a protein of 1142 amino acids.